UAUUGUUUCAAUUAAUGCAGGCGAUUGCACAAAAAAAUGCAAGAAAUCGAAAAAAGAAAAAAACUCCUCAUACCUUAGGAACUGACUCGCUUGCGAUCAGAAAAGAUGAGUUGGAAUUGAGAUAUGGUCGAGAAUAUAGCAGGGGAGAUAUGUAUGUUGUUUCGCAUAAAGAUGCCAAGGGAAAAUUUGUCAAUGAAUAUGCAAGUCAAAAAGCUGAACUAUUGCAAGUUGAAAUGCAAAACACUCAAUGUGAGAAUGAAGCAUUUUUCAAAGUGUUUGAAAAGGAACAUGCUGGAUAUGUCCGUUCUAUGGGGCUUGGGAUAACUCCAUCUCGAAUCUCUAGUCCCUCUACUAGAUUAGCCUCAUCUUCCAUUGAGUCUAAUGAGAAAAUGUUGAAAAUGCAAGCUGAGAUUGAUUCUCUUAAGGAGAAGGCUUCACAAGUUGAUUUCUUGAAGGCGCAAGUUGCUUUUUUAAUGCAAGUGCAAAAUUCAAGAGACAAAGAGCCAACAAAUUUAGAAACAAGAGAUGGUAGACAUUCAUCUGAGUCUAGCCACCGCCUGGAGGAUCAUUGAAGCAACAUCACUAGGGAACUUCUAAUUUUGCUACAGCUGUUUUGAAUGUUCAGUCACUAGUGUUUUGUUUUUUGAAUGUUUAAACUUGGUAUUAUAUAUCUUUUGUUUUAGUUAAGUUGAUGUAUGGAUCAAACUUCUUACUCUUGAAUUAUGUAUAUUUUGCAUUUUAAGUCUUUAGUAAUAUAUUUUGAGAUUGCCUUCAAA
This is a messenger RNA of Medicago truncatula (barrel medic), 776 nucleotides long. RefSeq lists its product as uncharacterized. Bases 15 to 572 code for a protein of 185 amino acids. The transcript is spliced from 4 exons. Lineage: Eukaryota; Viridiplantae; Streptophyta; Magnoliopsida; Fabales; Fabaceae. The record is from RefSeq and is a predicted model, not a curated record.